Messenger RNA from Lathyrus sativus (Indian pea), 504 nucleotides. The record is from the annotation of a GenBank genome assembly. NCBI's taxonomy places the organism in Eukaryota, Viridiplantae, Streptophyta, Magnoliopsida, Fabales, Fabaceae.
AUGGCUAGUGUUAGCACUAUGACUUAUAAGUUCAAUGUGAAUGGGGAGUUUACUAAGUUCCUACAAGCCAAGAGAGGGAUUAGACAGGGUGAUCCUAUAUCACCCAUGCUCUUUGUGUUAAUCAUGGAGUAUAUGAAUAUGAUCAUAGGAGAUACCACUUUAGUAGAGAUGAUGCAUGAUGCUUUCAGGACCUUUACUCUAUCUGCAGGCCUUAUUGCUAAUCCCAGAAAAAGCAAGAUUUACUAUGGAGGCAUUGAUACCGGACAGAAAAGAUUGUUGCAGAAUCUCAUUGGGUUUCAAGAGGGUGAACUUCCUGUUAAGUACUUAGGAGUGUCGCUCACUUGUAAAAAGCUGACCAUACAUCAAUAUCUUCCUUUGAUAGAGAAGAUUGUGGGGAGGAUACAUCAUUGGACUACCAAGCUUCUCAGUUAUGCAAGGAGGAUUCAGUUGGUUAAAGUAUUAUCAGAGCCUGGAUGCAGUGUUUUCCUUUCCCAAAAAGUUUGA